Messenger RNA from Rana temporaria (common frog), 4416 nucleotides. It is a transcript of the gene SORCS2, whose product is annotated as sortilin related VPS10 domain containing receptor 2. The transcript has 28 exons. Gene Ontology annotation, cellular component: membrane. Bases 85 to 3462 code for a protein of 1125 amino acids. The record is from RefSeq and is a predicted model, not a curated record. NCBI's taxonomy places the organism in Eukaryota, Metazoa, Chordata, Amphibia, Anura, Ranidae. Gene Ontology annotation, molecular function: protein binding.
GUUUGCAAUCCCUCCCUCUACGAGUAUCUAUCUAUGUGAGCAUACACAUCCCCAGCCUGUCACUAGCCGCAUCAGAAGAAGAGCAUGGCACUAAGGGGGCCACUUCUUGCACCCCCUAUGGGCAUCCUGUGCCUGGCCAGCCUGUCCCUGUUGGUAGUGCUGGUGCAGGGCAGUGGCUGGGUGAUCCGGGGAAGGAGUGCACGGGAUAUACAGGACAGCAGAGUUGGUGGGGAUCGGAGGCUUCCUGAGGAUGCUACUAUUGUACCAGCUGGACGCUUUGGGAGGUCUACAUCCAGAGAUCACAUCUCUAUGCUCAGCACCUCGUUUGUACUCAAAGGAGACGCUUCACACAACCAGGCAAUGGUGCACUGGACCGGAGAGAACAGCAGUGUUAUUCUGAUACUCACCAAGUUUUACCAUGCCGACACGGGGAAGGUUCUGGAGAGCUCUUUAUGGAGGUCUGCAGAUUAUGGAACAACCUACACAAAGGUGAACCUUCAGCCUGUGAUUGAUAACUUCCACAUCUGCCCUACCAACAAGAAAAAGAUUAUUCUUGUCAGCUCCUCAGUCUCUGAACAAUGCCUUUUCACAAGCAGCGAUGAAGGGACAACCUUUCAAAAACACUUGAUUACCUUCUCUGUGGAGACCCUCAUCUUUCAUCCAAAGGAGGAGGACAAGCUGCUUGCGUACACGAAAGAUGCCAAGCUGUAUGUCUCUAUAGAUCUUGGAAGGAAAUGGGAUCUCUUGCAAGAGCAAGUCACCAAGGACCAUAUAUUUUGGUCUGUGGCUGGAGUAGACUCAGAUCCAGGAAUGGUGCACAUGGAAAUACAAGAUUUAGAUGGAGCUUAUCGAUAUGUGACAUGCCAGAUUCAAAACUGCUCUGACAAAACACGAACAUUCCCAUUCAAUGGGUACAUUGAUCGCAAUUCUUUAACUGUACAAGAUGAUUACAUCUUUCUUAGGACAACGGCAGGAAACCAGAGCAAGUAUUAUGUGUCAUAUCGCCGGAAUGACUUUGUGCAGAUGAAACUACCAAAAUAUGCACUUCCAAAGGAUUUACAGAUUAUCAGCACAGAUGAGAACCAGGUAUUCAUUGCUGUCCAGGAAUGGUAUCAGAUGGACACGUAUAACUUGUACCAGUCGGAUCCUCAAGGAGUCUACUACUCUAUUGUCCUAGAGAACGUGAGAAGCACAAAACAACCAGAGGAGAACGUCCUGAUCGACAUUCUGGAGGUCAAAGGCAUUAAAGGUGUUUUUUUGGCCAAUCAGAAAAUUGAUGGAAAAGUUACAACUCUCAUCACAUAUAACAAAGGCCGGGACUGGGACUAUCUGGCUCCACCAAGCUUAGACAUGAAUGGCAAGCCAACCAACUGCAAACCGCCUGACUGCCAUCUUCACCUUCAUCUGCGUUGGGCAGACAAUCCAUAUGUCUCUGGAACUGUCCACACCAAGGAUACAGCUCCGGGGCUUAUUAUGGGUGCCGGUAACCUGGGCUCACAGCUGGUGGAAUAUAAGGAAGAGAUGUAUAUAACGUCAGACUGUGGAAUUACAUGGAGACAAGUCUUUGAAGAAGAACAUCAUAUCUUGUAUUUGGACCAUGGUGGCGUUAUUGUGGCCAUCAAGGAUACAUCUAUUCCUCUGAAAAUUCUCAAAUUCAGUGUAGACGAAGGUCAAACCUGGAGCGUGCACAACUUCACCAGCACAUCAGUGUUCGUGGAUGGACUUCUCAGUGAGCCUGGAGACGAGACACUGGUUAUGACAGUGUUUGGGCAUAUAAGUUACCGUUCAGACUGGGAAUUGGUAAAAGUUGAUUUUAGACCUUCGUUCUUUAGAGAAUGUACAGAAGAAGACUAUGAUUCUUGGAACCUUUCCAACUCCCAGGGAGAACAUUGCAUUAUGGGCCAGCAAAGAAGUUUUCGCAGAAGAAAGACCUCAUCAUGGUGUAUUAAGGGAAGAAGUUUCACAUCCGCAUUGACUUCAAAAAUCUGCCAGUGUGAAAGUACUGAUUUUGUGUGUGAUUAUGGGUUUGAACAUGAGUAUAGUCAUAAAGAAUCCAGUCGAUGUUUCGCAGAUUUUUGGUUUAACCCAGAAUCUCCUCCCGAAGACUGUACAAUGGGACAGACCUACACAAGCACCACUGGGUAUCGGAAAGUGGUAUCCAAUGUGUGUGAAGGGGGUAUUGACCUUCAGGAAAAUCUUGUUCGCUUUCAGUGUCCCCUACUAGCACCCAAAGGUCUGCGCAUCUCUGUAAAAGGAGACUCUUAUACUCUGAAGCCAGGAGAAGAUAUAACAUUCAUAUUACAGCAGGACCAGGGGGAUAUUCUGAACACCAAGUACCAGGUGAACUUGGGGGAUGGAUUCAAGGCAAUUUACGUGAAUCUCACUUUGACUGGUGAGCCUAUUCGACACCGCUAUGAGAGCCCUGGAAUAUACAGAGUGUCGGUGAAAGCGGAGAAUGUGGCUGGCCAUGACGAAGCUGUGAUCUAUGUCCAGGUUGUCUCUCCUCUCCAAGCCGUUCAUCUCGAAGUAGUGCCAGUGGCCGGCAAAAACCAAGCAGUGAAUUUGUCAGCUGUGAUCCAGCCAAACAACGCCAACCUCUCUGUCUAUUACUGGUGGAUUGGAGAUAACCUACAGCCUUUCUUGACACUGGACAGUUACCUUGUGACCAGGUUUGCAGAUGCUGGAGAGUUCAGGGUGACAGUGCAGGUUCUCUACCUGAACUCCAUGCUGCAAGACUCCAAAGUUGUACGCGUGUUUGAUGAAUUUGAAGUUCUUCCACUCAUGUUCAGCAAACAUCUGGAUACCUACAAUCCCAACAUCCCCGAGUGGAGAGAAGACAUUGGACAAGUAGUAACUCGGCUCCUUGCAAAGGAAACUAACAUUCCAGAACAAAGUCUUGUGACUGUUGUAAAACCGGGACUGCCAACAACGGCUGAUUUGUAUCUCCUGCCUUCUACAAGCCAACCAAAGAGGAAGAGGAGCAUUCCCAAUGACAAGAGGAUAGCGGCAAUAAAGCAAGCGCUGAAUUCGCACAAUAUCACGUUUUUCCUGAGAGGUGGAUUUUGGGUUUUAGUGACAUUAAGUGAUUCUGUUUUAGACUCCCGGGUCAUAGGAGGAACUGGAGGGUAUUGGGCUAUAGUUGUCAUCUUCUCAAUAUUCAUCGUAGCGGUUGGUGCCUUCAUCCUAUAUAAGUUCAAAAGGAAAAUGCCCGGCAGGAAUGUCUAUGCUCAAAUGCACAAUGAGAAGGAGCAGGAGAUGACAAGUCCUGUGAACCACAGCGAGGACACACAGAACAUCAUCCAAGGAGAGGAGUUCAUUGAUGAUGACUUGGAUACACAAACACUAGGAAAUGCAAGAGUGACACUAUCUGGGAGAGGUGGAUUGUUCAACAGCUACAAGGUCCCUUUAUUGUCGAUGCCUGCCAGUGUCCAUUCGCAGGUAAUCACUCAGGAGUGGUUUUAAGUAUCAACUCUAGAGAAAUGCACAAUUAUCUUGUUAGCUGAUGUUUACAGAAGGAGACAAACAUUGUACAGACUCUUCUCUAAAUUGUAAUAUUGUUCCCUGGUGAACGGCCAGCUUGGGAAUACUUGGACUGUAACAGCAAUCGGAGAAGUUUGUUUCUAACCUGUCCUGAAGAUACGUAUUGUCCGCUACUACAGGAGAACGAUCAAACCGCUGAUGUGUAUUAAAGACUCGUUUUCAUACAAGCAGCAGUUGUUACAUCUCAUAUUCAAGCAGUAGCCAAUUUGUAACCCAAGACACAACUUUUGUGUUCUAUUCAUAUUAUGUGUACACUUUAUUACAUUUUCAUUUUAUCUAGAGAUAUUUUUUUCCAAAAUUCCAGUUUACUUUAGAAUAAUGGAAUUUCCAUCGUUUGACUGGAAGGCGUUUGGAAGGAAUUUUGUCCUGGAAAAGAGAGGAAGAUCCGGAACUUUUACUUAGUGCAUAUGGCCCUUUUGUGAGCUUAGCCAUUGUACAGGAAUCAUAGUCAUUAAUCAACAGAUUGGCUGACCACCUUUUUACACCCCAGACUGAUUCCAGUCACUAAGUUGCUGGGCUUGCUAAAAGUAUUUUACUGAAAAUGGAACUUUACCCAUAAACAACAUGUUCUUUAGCAAGGAGCAUACAUUCCACAUUAACUAUUAACAACUAUGCUACCAAAAUGAAUGUGUGCUGUAAAUUGCCUCCAGCAUGGCUCCUGUUCCUUCUGGCCGGAGGCCACCAUUUUGCUGAAGCCCAAAGCCCCUGAACAGCAGUAAAUCAUAAAGUGAAACGAAACCCAUCGAUUUAAUGGUUUAAAAAAACAGAUAUAUUCCUGGAAUGCUGGAAUUGCUAACUUUAUAUUUGCUUGUUCUGUCAACCAAACUGUCAAACCAUGAAAUGGCUGGUGUCAUAAUUGAUCAACACCAUGGCAGU